GUGGGGGCUUUCGCCUGAUGUCAUUGGGACAGACGUGAGAGCUGCGUUUACGCCACUGUUUCUCAUGCUCCGGCGGCGUAUUCUUGCAUUUUCGUCCCUUUUACGCUCACACAGCGCUCUUGCACCUCCUCAGGCUGGAUUUUGACGUGUUUUGGGAAUGAAGGAGAUGAUGCGGCGGCGCUCGUACAGAUGCGCGUGCAGCUGAGGAGAAAGAUGGACAGAAACACCGUCGACGAAAACGGCCCGAAACCGCUUUAACACGGUUUCUCCUCCACUCUCGCUCAGAUCUCGCCGUUUAGAGCUUGUGUAACAUGGACGUGUGGAUAUCGAGGACGCCAAACAACAAACCGUGAGGCUCUGUAGCCCGUUAGCUCCUCACAGAAGAACACCGCAUUGGAUGAAGAUGGAGAAACAGCCCUGAACUGCUAUCAGGAGGAAGAUCAGGGACUGAACCUGGUCUUAAGGCCGUUUAGGCUGCUGGACUUCUAGCCAUAUCAUAUCAUAUAUCAUAUAAACCAUAUCAUGCAGCCACACUUGAGCCCUUAAUCGUUUACUGUGUGAUUUCUAGAGAGAGGUUUGCUCCGUUCUUCAGUCACACAUAACCAGAUAACCUGAGAUGGAUAAACUCACCAUUAUUUCAGGAUGUCUCUUUCUGGCUGCGGAUAUAUUUGCUAUAGCGAGCAUUGCCAAUCCAGAUUGGAUCAACACUGGCGAGUCAGCAGGAGCUCUUACAGUGGGACUGGUGCGUCAAUGUCAGACCAUUCAUGGACGAGACCGAACCUGCAUUCCCCCACGACUUCCACCAGAGUGGGUCACCACACUCUUCUUCAUCAUCAUGGGCAUCAUCUCCCUCACGGUCACUUGCGGACUGCUGGUGGCCUCUCAUUGGCGCAGAGAAGCCACGAAGUAUGCAAGAUGGAUUGCGUUCACAGGAAUGAUCUUGUUUUGUAUGGCUGCACUCAUCUUCCCAAUAGGAUUUUACAUCAAUGAAGUUGGGGGACAACCCUACAAACUCCCCAACAACACAGUGGUGGGCUCCUCAUAUGUACUGUUUGUGCUUUCCAUCUUCUUCACAAUAGUGGGGCUCCUGUUUGCGGGGAAAGUCUGCCUUCCUGGCUGAGCGGAUGUUCCCAGCAUGGACAGCUGGGGUGUUCAAAGCGAAAAAUGCAACUAAACGGCACUCAAAUUGGAGUGGUAUCUCCUGGGGAUGAAAUAAUAUAUUGAAAUAACUCCAAGCAACCAAGACAAUUAAUGCUCACUACACAUUAGUGCUCCCCUUUGCGUGACCUAUGCUUCUUUAAAUCCCGUCUUUUUGUUGCACGUCCUACGGAUUUGGCCAUUGAAGUAAGCGGGGCCAAUCUGAAAUGGAAUGAGUGCAUCGGUGGUAACCACAGCAGCUGCUUCCACCACAGUUUUGUUUUUGUUGUUGUUGUUCAAGGAAUUAUCUUCUAUUCAUUCAAGUUCAGAGUUUAUACAUGGAUUUCACCCCCUGUGAAGAAAUGCGACUCUCAGCGGCCCAAGAGCUGGCCAGGACAUUGCACUGUUACAAAUAAGGGAAAGGAAAAAGAGAACAGUAUUAAAAACUUUUUGCUCAAACACUACAUGAGGUGAAAGCACCAGGACUGCCGGUCAGGACCCUGCAAGGCUGUGCCUCACUGUUUCACCUGUUACACUCUCUGACAUUGAUGGAUGUGGCUCUGAAUCCUGUCUGCCCUCACUUGAGCAUGGGGACGUCCAGUUUGUGGUUUGACUUUAUACCCAAUCAUCUUGUCAUGAUUGCUAGAUUUUCAAAACCCUUUACUUGUUUGGUUUGAUUUGGUACUGUGCCAUAAACCUGUUUUGUUUGUAUGAACGCAAAGGGCGUGAGUUUGGGUUCAGUUUUAGGAAGAACUACAGAUGUACAAAAAGAGAACUCCUUACCUCAUUAUUUUGCAGUUUAAACUAUUUUCCCCCUUUCUAUGACCAAAUGUGUGCCCUGUAAGUUAUAUUCUGCCUUGAUCACGGACAUUUGAUUAAAAUGCUGCGAUUAUGGUACAUUAUUUAGCUGACACUGAAUAAAAGGAGAUUAAGAAUGAUUGUUUAUAUCAACCCUCUCUUUAUUCUCUUUCUCAAACGAUCCCUAUAAUGGAAAACAAAAAUGAACUGUCAAGAGUGUAUCUUUACCAUGGAACAAAAUCAGAACUGUUUAUUUAUAAUUGUUGUAUAAUAUGAAGGUUACAUUUCCCCAGAAGUCGUUGUUUAUUUCAUUAAAAUAUCCUCUGUGUGUUUUUGAUUUGAAUGUGCUUUGGUUUUUGUUUUAUAAUAAUCCAUUAAAAGGGAUAGUUUACCCCUAAAUUAAAAUUCUGUCAUCUCACCCUCAAGCUCCCUUUUGAUAGUCACAUGGAGAUGAUAUGCAGAAUGUUAGUCUCAGACACCAUUCACUUUCAUUGCAUCAUUUUCUUCCAUCAAGUUGAGUAGAAUUAUUGAUUUACUGAUUAAUCACGAUAAGGGACGUUAAUGAAUAAUCAUUGAUUUGAUUAUUUUUCAUGAAUAAUUUGAUCGAUAAGCUUGUUAAUCGUCGUUUAAUCAAUUUCAGCACAAAUAUGUUCAGUAAUUUUGUCAGCAGAUAGAGAAAAGACACCUCUAUACAGUCAUCCACCACUAGAAGGCGCACUGCCACUUGCGUGCUGCAUGUCACGUGCUGUCAGCAACACAGAAGCGACACAGAUGCGGGAUGAAUGCGGUCAUUGGCUGUGUCUCGUUUGGAAGGCUGAGUCCUACAGAGGAUGCAUUUGUCUGCUGCAUACGUCAUCGAGGCUGUCUCGCAUCAUAAACGCGAGUAGGACACUUCGAAUGCGACCUUCUUUCACUGGAAUUUGGAGGAUGCAUGAGGUGUAUCCUUCGUGGGCACUCGCAACCCACAAUUCUUUGCUUCAACGGAAAUGUCUAAAAAACAUUACGCCAAAUUUGCCCGUAAAUAUGAUGUAUAUGAAGUAAUGUUAAUUCUCAAUUUGAAGUACCUCAGUAGAUGAGUGCAGAGGAUAUAAUAUGUAUAAUUAUAUUAAUAAAAAUAAAGUAUUAGACCUAAAGUGCACCUGUAAAAUCUAUUUUCUUUUCUCUUUACAUCAUUAUUACUCAAAUAAUAUGUAUCUCAUACAUUCCCUUCUGAUGGGACUUUGUUCCCCUCUCACUAAAAGCAUUAACGGCGUGCUGUCAUAGCAACCAUGUUAUUUUCCGUUUCCGUUUGUCCUACAAAGGCCGCCUUGUUUAAACGAGACUUGUUUAUAGGAGGACGCUCGAUAUACUGCAGCCUUCGAAACAAGACAGCCAUGGAGUGUUUCUCUAUAGGUGGCCAUUACGUCUACUGCAUAAAUUGUGAUGUGUAUGAAAUUACAACAUGUCAACAAACAUUGAUCACAUCAGUUUUUGCCGGGUUGAAUUCACAACCAGCCUGAAUGCAUUUAAAUACACUAAACUGAAAAUACGAAUUCUCGCAUUAUAUAAGUGUAUUUAUUUUUUUAAAAAAAAUAAACCGCUGUUUCAUGUUUUCACGAAUCCUUCUACAGUAAGGAAUGUUUCUCAGAUGCAAUGCUGAUGUUUUUAAGUUUGCAUUAGAAAGGUUGUUCAGUCAAAAAGCUAACUUUGUAUAAAUAAAGCUUUGCUGAGGAAAAAUAUUUGUCUUUUAUUUGACUAUUUUUAUAUUUUCAAGCAAUUCGCCACUUUUUUAUUAUUCUAUUUUAUUCACUUGUUUAUUAUUGUUAUUGUUAAUGAUGAAUACAUUUUCAUUCAUUACCAUUAACGAUUGUCCAUUAAGAAAAUUUCUUAAAAUUUGCAUCCCUAAUCACGGUCUAUAUUUGAAUGAUACCGAUAUCGAAUCUUAAAAUCCCAAGAUCAGUCUUUUACUCUUUGAUAACUGGCUGAUAAAUAUCACUAUAUUAGAGGUCGACCGAUAACUAAGUUGGUGGAAAAGGCUGAAAACCGAUUAAUCGGCUGAAAGUUUUUAGAAAUUGAGUUAUUAAAUAUUUAAACAUCUUAUAGCCUUUGCGUCUGUGUAUUUAUAAGAGUACGAUAUGAGUAAAAUCUCAGAUGUGCACUUGUUGUACAUCGAAAAUCACAAUAAUUACCAGAAAAAGAUUUGAUGCAUAACAAUAAACAAGCCCAGAAUACACCGGGUACUUUUAUUUUGAAAUGUCUGUGCUUCCAGUUCACACAAACACACAAGUGAAACAAAACUCUACAAAAUAUUACAAUAAAAUAAACAUUGUCAUAUGGGUUAAUAAAUACUGUGAGCAGUAGUAUAUACUGUAUACAGUAGGUCGACAUUCAUCAAUAGUAGAUAAUGAGCGAUCGCUUGUUAAUUGUCAUGUGUCUUUUUUAUAACAUUUUGCUUUAAUAAUCAUAAUUUUUUUUUUUAAAUUACAAGGUCACUAUCAGCAUUCGUUUUUGCAGAUAAUCGUUAGUUCCAAAUGCAUUUAUCGGCACCGAUUAAUCUGUAAAACCGAUUUGUUGGUUGACUUCUACACCAUUUAUAGUUACAUUUAAAUUUUUUAUAUGUGAUAUAUUCUUAUUCGAGACAUAUUUAUUGAUUAAAUACUUGAAAUUUGUACAUUUUUAGAAAGCUAAAAUGGUGCCAAAAUUAUGCAAAAAUAAUGAUAAAAUUUGUAUUUUCAUAAUUUUAGAUGGCCCCCUUGAUAAUUGACCGCAGUAGCUGAGAGAAUUUUAUUUAAUAUGUUAGCAAAAUGGACAUUAUAACAGAAAGAUACCCAAAUGAAUCGGAAUUGAAUCAGAAAAUCUGUAUCAAAACUAGAGGCAGUCCGAUAUAUCGGUUUUACCAAUUAAUCGGUACCGAUGGUUUUUUUUUGUAACUCAUCAGCCAAAUCUGUGCCGAUAGUUGCUGAUAGUUUUUUAAUAAAUUUGUCAUUUAAAAAUAAGAGUCCCCAGUGUGUUUUAGGCUUAUUUAUACUUAAAAGUCCUGCGUUAUGCACCAAAUCUGGGAUUUUAUUUAUUUAGGAUUGUGCCCGUAAUAUUGUCUGUGCCUGUAAUAGUAAGUUAAAUCAAUCGGCUGAUUAUGAAAAAUGACCGAAUCCGAUCCGAACGUAAUGAUAGGAUGUCAUUCCUGUUUGUCAAUAUAUAUUUGCAUACCACCGCGCAACUCGUUCACGCAGACAAUCGCACGUCAUCAGCGCGGGUUCCUUGACCGUGUGUGUGUGUGUGUGUGUGUUCAUGUGUGAUUGAGGAGGCGUGGCUUUGGAGACACCUCUGAAGUGAGGGCGGGCUCUAUGCUUUCAAAGCUCACUUGCUAACUGCUAGCUUCUCUGGAUUACACACCCUAGCUUUAAUCGGUUAUCGGCCUUUCCCACCACCUUAGUUAUCGGUAUAUGCAAAAUCCACUAUCCACUCCUAAAUGAAAGUGAAUGGUGACUAAGGCUGUCGUUCUGCUUAAUAUUUCAUGUUUGCUCAAUCAGUCAGUCAUAUGUUUUUUCUGUGAGGGCGAGUAAAUGAUGACAGAAUUUUCAUUUUUGGGCCAUCUUCUUUUCUAAAUUAAUUUAAUCAACGCUUUGGAAGACUGCACUUUCCUUGGAAAAUGUAUGUUAGUUAUAUGGACAGCAAAAAGAUACAAGUAUAUUUAUUCAAAUUGCAUUGAUUCUCAUGAAUGUAUGGGGCAAAAGCAUAUUCUCUUGGACUGAAGAAUUAUAAAAGAUGUGUUUAUAUUAGAAAUAACACAAAAGAAAAAGACUAAUUAAACUCUAAUAAGCAUUCAGGCAAGAGUUGUACAUGACUUUUGGCAAAGGUGCGUCACUCCUCGUAGCACUGGGACCUAAAUGAAUGUGAACUGUGAGAACAUCGGUUGGCCGCAGUGGAAGACGUCGCCUCCAUCCUACAGACUGAUCCUGCUUAGGAUGUUUCUUUUUUUAACCCAUCAUAAAAUUGAAAAAAGUGACAUUUGCUUAUAUGGUAAUAAAAGCUAUUAAAAAGGGAAGAAUGCAAAUGUAUGAGUGACAGUAUUAUUUAUCUUAGGAUGUUAGUGGUCCUUGUGCACAGUUACUGUUAACAGAUUCAUAACAGAGCUGUUUUCUCUGCUUCUCUUUGUUUUGAUAUCUCUCUGUAUACAAUAAAAGGCAUAA
Molecule: messenger RNA, 6104 nt
Organism: Xyrauchen texanus (razorback sucker)
Lineage: Eukaryota; Metazoa; Chordata; Actinopteri; Cypriniformes; Catostomidae
Exons: 3
Coding region: 617-1120 (167 amino acids)
Biological process (GO): negative regulation of smoothened signaling pathway
Cellular component (GO): Golgi apparatus; ciliary membrane
Source: RefSeq, a predicted model, not a curated record